This is a messenger RNA of Schistocerca piceifrons (Central American locust), 495 nucleotides long. Its product is annotated as ankyrin repeat domain-containing protein 7-like. Gene Ontology annotation, molecular function: protein binding. NCBI's taxonomy places the organism in Eukaryota, Metazoa, Arthropoda, Insecta, Orthoptera, Acrididae. Bases 1 to 495 code for a protein of 164 amino acids. The transcript has a single exon. The record is from RefSeq and is a predicted model, not a curated record.
AUGAGGUUUAGGGGAGUAUUGAUUUUCUUUGUGGGCAGUGUAGUAUGUUACCUGCGCAUCUCCGAACUUGACAAGUUUGACCGUAUGAUGAAGAAAGUGUUGAAGUUUGUUAAAGGCAAAAAAGAUGAAAGAAAAGAUUACGCACCUUCUAAUAUCGGCUUCAGUACCGGUGACCAAUACGCCAAACUACCGGUUUCCAGACCCACAGAAGAAGCGUCAACAACAAUAGAGCAUGCAUGCGGAUAUAGUGUAGAUAUAAACGGAAAGGACAAAAGCCUUACAAAAUUGCAUAAGGUAACAUGGCAAGGAAACCUGGAGAAAGUCAAAGCAGCAGUUAAAAAAACAGACAUUGACAUCCGUGACCGUUCAAACAGAACAGCAUUGCAUUUGGCUGCAGCAAGAGGUCAUGCAAAUGUUGUGUACUUUCUCGUAAAUAACAAAGCAAACGUUAACAUUCGAGACAGUGAUGGAAAAGUUCCUUUGUUGAAGGUAUGA